Monomorium pharaonis (pharaoh ant) is the source of this 2269-nucleotide messenger RNA. RefSeq lists its product as uncharacterized. The coding region runs from base 364 to 996 and encodes 210 amino acids. The record is from RefSeq and is a predicted model, not a curated record. Gene Ontology annotation, molecular function: methyltransferase activity. NCBI's taxonomy places the organism in Eukaryota, Metazoa, Arthropoda, Insecta, Hymenoptera, Formicidae. The transcript is spliced from 5 exons.
ACCGAGGAUUGUCCCAAAUUUCAGAAGUGGGGGUAAGGCUUACGUACGAUAUAACAAGUAUUUCCUUCUCCCUUACACACGCCUGCGUGUGAAAGAGAAGAAAAUACAUGUUACAUCGUCCGUCCCUUUUCAACGUCUACGUUUGUCCUUUUCUACGUAUGCCUAUACCCCCACUCCUAAACCGAGCAGGCCUGCGGUAUUGUAUGACAGAUAUCCUAACCUGAAUAGGAGUCUAUCGCUUAUUUUUAUUAGAUUCGUUCGUUUUAAGCAAAACUGCAUCAAAUAAACAUAAUUACAUAUUUGAAGUAAUGGGUCUAAACUAAAUAAUUUAUACCUAAAACGAUUUUUCGUGAAACGAAAAGAAUGGAAGGGGAACUGUCAAUCGCUUUAAGUGAAGCAAAACAGAGUUUUAUUGAACUGAUGAGAUCGCUAAAUAAAACCAAUCAGCAAAAAUUUUUGGCAUUUAUUACGAAAGAAUGGAAACUCAAAUCGUUUACAGCUUAUAAUGAUACAGGAGACAAUGCAAACAGUGACAACAAAAAAAUGAUGGAAGCAUCAACGUUUAUUUUAAAUUCUAUUGCUUCUGAAAUUAAACAGAAGAUUCCAUUUAAUGCUAUUUUGGCAUCUGAAAAUCUUACAACUCCUUCAAUGGGAGAGAAUUCAGAUUGCGAUCCCAGCAUCACAUUACAUAUAGACGAGUUCCUUUAUAGUGAUGAGGAUAUCGACAAGCUUGUAGAUAAUAAUCAAUUGCAAAGAUAUUAUUGUACUGAUUGUAAAUCUAGAAAUAUACAACCAUUGAUUUAUUUGUCACAUUCCAUGUCGCAAGAUGGAUUAUAUUUUAUAUUUAAAAUGCUGCUGCCUUCUUUGAAAAACAAAAUUGUGCUUGAUGUAGGAUCAAGACUAGGUGCGAUUCUUUAUGGGGUCUUAUGCAGUGGCCAGAAAAGAGCGAGAAACACUAUAGCUACUUCCUGGAUAGAUUAUAUGUUUAGGGGCUAAGAUUUAGAAAGUUACAUAUACAGCUUAAUACUAGCCAUUUUUUCUAGAUAGAUGCUAGAAAGAAUCUAAAAAAACUAUCCAGAACCUAGCCCAGUUAACAUAACAUACCGUGCAUAUUUUAUCAUUGGUUCUACGUUGAUAUUCUAGUGAUAUUCUUUGUAUUUACUGCAAAAUAUUCUCAGUAUAUUCUACGAAGCAGAAAAGGCGGAAAUAGAAAUGUACUUAGUAUGUUCUCAAAAAAUAGUAGUACGUAUCUCGAAUGUUGUCAGAAUUUACGCAAUGUACUGCUGCAAUAUCCUUCGAACAUUCUUAGCAUCUACGUGUGUUGUAUGGGCACUUAGAUUUAAGUAUAUACAAAUACUAAUAUACAAAUAUAUAACCACGUAGAUACUAAGUAUUAAUAAGAUAAGUGUGAAAGAGAAACGUCGACGGAUCAGUCCCGUCACCUUUUUUUAAAUUUAAUUUUGACUCUUUUCCUGAAACUUUCAUCUCACAAAAAUCGCCAAAAAGGCGAGGAGAUUGCGACCAACCGCGAUACGGUUGCAAGGUGAUGCGAUCGAUCCGACGUCGACCGAAAGUGAUUGACCGCGAUUAAGACCAAGUGAAGAAAGCGCGACGCGAACAGAACGAGUAACUACGGCAAGAGAUCCAAAACUGCGGCAAAGGUCCGUAAAUACGGUAAACUACGGUGCGUACCCCCCCCCCCUCCCCUCCAAGGCGACCAAAGCGAGGCGACCGAGCGCAGAGAGGGGACACCGACGCGAACCGGCGAAAGGACGACGGCCAUGAUGGUCGAGGAGAGUUUGUCUCGGGCAGUCACAGCGUGCGGACGUGACCGUGAUUGCUAUUAACAACUAAGGAACUUCGAAUCGAGAUAGUUGCGAGUUCCCCGAACGGCGAGAGGCAACACGCAAUCGAGCCGGCAAUUAUAAUCGGUGGCAGUGAACGAUACUCGAUCGUCGAACCGCGAUCCGAGAAGCGCGUGAGUGCGAGAUAACGCGGUGCGGACGCGAGGACUCGAGAUCAUCGCGAGGUGACCCGAGCGUGUAACAAAAUGCUGACACGUUCAGGGCGCGACGGGGCGAUUAUGCCGUCUGUGCGACAAUCGCGUGCGUGUACCAACGGUGUAUAUAAUCGAACAGCGUAUACGUCUGUUCACGUGAAGGACACGUGUGUGUGUGUGUGUGUGUGCGCGCGCGCGCGAGAAAGGGCACUGAAAGCCUGGUUGUAUCAAGCAUACCGAAUAAAUUGUGCAUUAAGUUUACACGAACGA